This is a messenger RNA of Papaver somniferum (opium poppy), 939 nucleotides long. Its product is annotated as golgin subfamily A member 6-like protein 22. Lineage: Eukaryota; Viridiplantae; Streptophyta; Magnoliopsida; Ranunculales; Papaveraceae. The coding region runs from base 1 to 939 and encodes 312 amino acids. The transcript has a single exon. The record is from RefSeq and is a predicted model, not a curated record.
AUGACGGCGAGAAGGAGUAAAAGAAUUGCUGAGAGAAGAAGAGGUGAAAUUGAAAAUCAACCAGAGGUGGGAAUAGAAAAUAUUCAAGGAAAUGGAGAUCCAAUUGGAGCUCAACGUACACAAGAACAGAACAAUCCUAUUGAUUAUGAUAGAGUAAGCAUGCUUACUUCACAAACUGAUUCUACUGAAGAAAAUGAGCAAAGAGAUGUGGAAAUGGGAAUGAUAGAAAGAGAUGAUAAUACAAUUGCAGAAUUAAGACAAAGAUUGAUUGCAGAAAGACGUAGAGAAGAUGAAAUACAUGCGAACUUGAUACGACAAAAUGAUGAUUUGAGGGAAGAAAAUCUUACAUUGCAAGAUCGGAGAUCCAGAAUUGCAACCAGUAUAAGAUCGAGAUCAAGAAACAAUAGAAGUUUAUCAAGACAAAGUAAAUCUAACCAAGAACAUGAUCGAAGAGAACGAAAUCUAGGUGUUGUUGACGAAAACUUACAGUUAGAUGACAAUCAACAAGAUCGAUAUGAGCAACCACGAGAACAUCAUCAUAGGAGAGAAAAUCAAAGGAUUGACAUGUAUCAAAAUGCUGGAGAGCGUCAUCAUCAUAAUGAGGAACACGGUCCAGAACAAGGGAGAUCCUUAUUAUAUGAUAGGGAAAUGUUGCGAGAUCAAUAUGCACGUGAAGGCGAAGAAGAAAGAAAUAAUCAAGUUCGUGAACGUGAAAGAGCCGAAAAUGGAAGACGUAGACGAAUAAGAGAAGAAACUGGAGAAAUAGAGAUACAAGAAGCCAUACGACAAAAUAAUCAUGAAAAUAGGUUGAGACAAGCAAGAUUAAAAAUACAUAUGCAAUACAAUUUAGAUCAAUCUAUGAGUGAAGAAAUUCUUAAAGAAAUGGCAGAAUUACGAGAAAUGAUGGUUGUGCGAAAAAUGGUGGAAGAAGACAGUUAG